This is a messenger RNA of Scylla paramamosain (green mud crab), 411 nucleotides long. RefSeq lists its product as uncharacterized. The record is from RefSeq and is a predicted model, not a curated record. NCBI's taxonomy places the organism in Eukaryota, Metazoa, Arthropoda, Malacostraca, Decapoda, Portunidae. Bases 1 to 411 code for a protein of 136 amino acids. The transcript is spliced from 2 exons.
AUGCUACGUCCCAGGCUGGAAUAUGCAGCAGUGGUGUGGUCUCCGCAUAUAAAGAAAGAUGUAAAGAAGUUGGAAAGAAUUCAGAGGGCUGCCUUAAGGAUGGUACUGGAGCUGAAAGACCUAACUUACAAAGAGAGGUUGAAGGAAAUGGGACUGCCAACUUUGCAAGCUAGAAGAGAAAGAGGAGAUCUAAUAAUGAUCUAUAAAAUAGUAAACCACAUUGAGAAGAUAGACAAGCAGGACCUGGUGUUGCUGGAAGAGGAUGAAGCUGGACAGAUGAGAGGGCAUUCAAAGAAGAUCAGGAAGAGUCAGUGUUUGAGGGGCAUCAAGAAACAGAUGCUGACUGGACUUGUCAUUCAGACACUUUUAUGUGUGGAUCCAUUCCCUGCGAGCCACUAUUUCCAACCCUAG